AUGCCUGGCUUAACGACACGCGAUUCGUUCGUCCUCAAAUCACUGUUCGAUCCUGAGGCUUCGACAACACCUUCACCAAAACAUGCGGCAUCUCAGACAUCACUACCAGGAAUGACAGAACAGGAGUUCGCGAUCCUCAGGGCAUCCGAGCUUGAGAUUCUCUCAGGACUGCAAGACAACACCUCAGAUGUCGACAUCAUCCAAGCAUCUAUCAAAGAUUUAUCAUCACUGAUUGACUCAUCACCUGGCUAUGCCUCCGCGUACAUCAACCGCGCACAAGCGACUCGGUUGCUCACAUCAGUGGAUGAUCUCUUCACGUCUGAUCAUGCCGAGAUCAGCGGCCAGCUUCUCCAAGACCUUCAGAAGGGCAUCCAGCUUGCGCAACCCAUUAAGCACGACGAACAACUCUCACCUCAUCGAAGUACUGUACUAUCAGCUGCCUACACACAUCGAGGCUUCCUGCUUCUCAAGAUUGCCGACAUCGUUCGCAAGGGUGAGCAGCUUUACGGUGUUGGCGACAUGCUUCAGUCGGCCUCCUCAGAAAGCAUAGACGAGCAGGCGAGCACUGACUUUGCUGCUGGAGGCCAUUGCGGAAGUAAGGAAGCGCGUGAGAUGGCUGUGAGAACGAAUCCAUACGCUAAGAUGUGUGGUGCGAUCGUCAAGGAGGCACUGAGAAAGGAGACUGAGGAGUGGAAAGCGAACCAGCUUUGUUGA
Aureobasidium subglaciale EXF-2481 is the source of this 714-nucleotide messenger RNA. RefSeq lists its product as uncharacterized. The transcript has a single exon. Bases 1 to 714 code for a protein of 237 amino acids. The record is from RefSeq and is a predicted model, not a curated record. Gene Ontology annotation, biological process: cilium assembly. NCBI's taxonomy places the organism in Eukaryota, Fungi, Ascomycota, Dothideomycetes, Dothideales, Saccotheciaceae.